CUUGGAGGCCCGGGGUCCUCGGCGGCCAUCUUGAUCCCGCUUGGCGGAUGAAUGAAUAGUCAGCACAGGCUCCCAUAGGCAGGGUCUGGGCAGUAUCUUCAAUCCGUCUCCAUCCUUCACCUCCCGGCCAUGGAGCGCUCUGUCACCCGCUUCAUCUUCGUCCUCACAGCCCUGGCCGCCAUCUGCCGGGCUCAGGAACUCAUUAACGAGGAUGUGAAACGCACAGUGGACCUGGGCAGCCAUCUCGCCAAAGUGACGGCCGAGGUGACUCUGUCCAACCCGGGACCGGGAGCGGCUCACUCCUUCCUGGUGGCCCUGGAGCCCGAGCUGGACCACCACCUGGCUUUCUUUGGGGUCAGUAUAGCCUGGCUUAGCUAGGCCGCACUGUGAGCUAUGGGUGGGGCAGCAGCUCUCUCUGUAUAGUGUAUACAGUAUAUAAUAAUAUAUAGCAUCUCUCUGUAUAGUGUAUACAGUAUAUAAUAAUAUAUAGCAUCUCUCUGUAAAGUGUAUACAGUAUAUAAUAAUAUAUAGCAUCUCUCUGUAUAGUGUAUACAGUAUAUAAUAUAUAGCAUCUCUCUGUAUAGUGUAUACAGUAUAUAAUAAUAUAUAGCAUCUCUCUGUAUAGUGUAUAUAAUAUAUAGCAUCUCUCUGUAUAGUGUAUACAGUAUAUCAUAUAAUGCAUCUCUCUGUAUAGUGUAUAUAAUAUAUUGCAUCUCUCUGUAUAGUGUAUAUAAUAUAUAGCAUCUCUCUGUAUAGUGUAUACAGUAUAUCAUAUAAUGCAUCUCUCUGUAUAGUGUAUAUCAUAUAUUGCUGCACCUCUCUCUGGGUACUAUAAAUUAAAAUAUUCUUACCAAUCAAUGCCUUGCUUUAGCUAUAUGUAUCAAUUUAUAUAUGCAUACUAUACAGGCUUAAUAUGGAGAACAUCUGCUGGAAGAAUAACCCAAAUAUAAUUUAUGCAAUUUAAUAUUACAUGUUUAUUGUACAGUAUAGAUCAUGAUAUCUUUGUGCUUAGUUUUGAUGGGGUUGUGCAAAGUCUAAAACAUAGGUUUUUGCAUUUGUUAUUAGAAAUUCUAUGACAGGUCUUCUUGCAGAAGAAUUCAGUGAAAUGUUCAAUGAAAAGGUCUUGGCAGGUGAAGGGGAUAUACAGUCAUUGCAGGACCAAUGGAUAAUCUGUAAUAGGUUUUUAGUUGGGGGUUCUUUGAGACUUUUUCCUGGUGAAACUUUUCAUUGUAUAAUAUUGGAUUUUGAGUGUGGAUGCAUUGAGUGUGACAGGACUGCCUCUUUCUUCCGCAUCAGACUCUGCUGCUCUGUAGAUUUGACACGUAAGCACAAGCAGUUCAUUCACUUCCAGGAUCAGAGAAAUUAAUCUGUUCUGCACUCAACUCGAACUCCUGUGACAGGGAGUUUCUGACUUCACAAAAAGCAUUAUUAGAUACUAAAUAUGCAUUUAUAUCCAGGCAUGUGUUCUGCUACAGACAAUAAACAGAACAUUUCUCAAAGUAAAAAUGUAUUUAUAGCCCUUUUCAGUUUUGUAAAUACCUGAUUUUAGAAAUGUGUAGUUCUUAUUGUGUUGGUUUGGGAGAGCCAACUGUAGCAUGCAUUAUGACUGAAUAAGAACUCUUUUUAAAUUACAGGAUUGAAUUAAGCAACAUCUAUAAUUGGAAAGAAGGUAGCUAAAACAAAAAGUGGCAUUUGAAGGAGAAUCGUUUCAGUUUUUUUUUCUUUUGGCAGUUACCAUAUUUUAACCCCUUCACUACCAGUAUGAAAAAAACCCCAUAAAAAAAACACCUCCAGAAUUCAAGUAUUUUGGGUAUCCUGGGAAGCAAUGUUUAAUUGUAUUUUUCAUUUCAGUAUGUAUAGAUAGCACAUUAUUUUUUGAAAAUGAAUAUUUUUUAGUGGCACUGAAAAGCUUUUAAAGAAUCAUUUACCAAAUAAUGAAGUUACAGGCAGGGGAAUAAUAUUUAUGAAUAUGCAUAUUGUAGAAUUAUAAUAUAUUACCAAUGAGCCAUGUUGCUUCUUUGGGGGAGACCUACACACUGAUACAUGCACACAUACACCACGUUCAUUUGCACAGACACACUCACUGAUACAACUGCCAGAAAGACACACAAUGUCAGAGAUAUAUCAGUCUUCAUACAACACUUGGAUAUUGAAGCCGAGCUUAUAUUGCACCUGGCCAUUUGACUCAUUUACAGCCUGAGUGCAAGGAUCUACAGGCUGAAACAUUGAUCUUUUAACGGUGUUGGAAUAAAAUUAUUAAAAAAAAAAAAAAAAAAAACAGAGUGCAGCCGUCUUCAUACACCACACACCCACCCCUUAUGCUAUAUGUAGCCUGACAUAGUAAUGGAGCAGGGACAUUGUGCUACCUGUCUGGUAGCCACCCUUAAUUUUUACUUUCUUCUAUUGGAGAGUGGCUUGGUUUUCUCCCAGAAUGAGCAGAUGAGAUAUGCCAUCCUAAAAUUUAAAUUGCAUUUAUGCAAAUUGUGCAUGCACCAUUGCGAGGUAUGAAUACAUACUCUGGUUAUUGUGAAUACACAGGUGCCGAGGUGAACUACGUUGUUAAUUUCCACUAAUUGUACCGAAAUUAUAAUAUGUUUAGACCUAACUAUUUAAAAUAAAGUGCACCAAGUUUAUACAUUUCCUUCUUGUAGAAGUGGUGGGACUGUCUGGCCAAACAAGCUUACAUCCUAGCAGUUAUAUUGGAUAAUUCUUGUGAAGGGAAUACUUGCACAUAUUUCUGUGAACAGUUUUAAUGGAUAGUGCUAUUGUUAACGUUCAAUAUGGACUUUUCACUGUUCCAUGGAACGUGUGUGUAUAGUUGUUUCCAGUUGUUUGGUAACUCUGCUCUUUGCUUUGCUAGAUGUUGAGUGACUACUCAUCAUGGAAAUUGUAGCUGUUUACUUCUAUAAUGUAAUGAUAGCAUUUUAAACUCAUUUUUCAGACUGACCCCAAUCAUUUAAAAAAAAAAAUUUAAAAAAUAAAACAGAAAACAUUUCAAAAGGCAGAUCAUGGUACUUUUUAAAAGUGCCAUAAUUCUCUCAUUUGGUUCUGACAUCCACUGAAUCCUAUAACUAACCAUUUUUUCCAAUAAUUAGUUUGGGAAUUUACUGAAUAUGCUCCAGCACUCAAUUUUCUUUUUAUAGAAGUGAAAGCAGUUGACAGCAAAUUAUAUUCUCUUCAAUGAUAUCCAUAACUUGGGUGGUGUCAUAUUACUUGUUCUCCUAUGCAGAUUUGUGUAACAUUUUGCUUAUGGGCAGCUACAUUUUAGAGUUUGUGUUUAUAUUAUCACUUCCCUUCCUUUCCAACCAGCUAAAAAAAAAAAAAAAAAUUGGUCAGCCUAAGCUUGCACUCCGUGCGGAUUGGCUGUUAAUUCUGUGACCAUUUAUUUAAAAUUAUUAUUUUUGUGCUAUCUCUUUGUCCUUAUAACAAAAGUAUUACACUUGAGUACGAUUACCAUGUAAAUAUCAUUUUAGUAAUUGGUAAAUAAACCAUUGAUGACUUCUAACAACUGUUAAUGGAUGUGUUAACGAGCUGCUGCUGUUGCUACUACCACUGCUGCACUGAUUCUUACAGAUUUAACAAAAUGUAAAUGAGAGUUUAUUAGCUUUUAGAUGUAGUCUGAGCAUCAUAACCACUACAACUUGGUGCUUGGAGUCCCCUUAUAGUCCUUCUGGUAAUCAAUGGUUAUUAAAACAAGUUUUAUGUCAGUGGUUCUUAAGUCUGUUUGCUGGGUACCCAAAUUUAUAUAUGCAAAAUGACAUUAGCAUGGUGAUCCAUUAAAAAUAUUUAAAUACAUGUUGGGGAACAGCACUGAGGGACUCGGGCACCAUAACAACUACAGCACUCUUGUGAAUAUGGUACUUGGACUUAAUCUUUACAUUUCUCUAUCUGGCACUAUUUAUCUAUUUUUUUAUUUAUUAUUUAUUUAUUUAAUUUUUUUUAGCAACAUCCAUAAUACACAUGAAUGUUUUAGACUGUUCUGCAUGUUGUCUUAAUGGGAACAAUGAUGUUACCCUGGGUAUUAUCACUGGCCAGUGGAACUUUGUGCCAGCUAUAAAGAUUCAAAUUCCAAAAAAUAAAAUACUUUCUUGUGUAAUUGUUAUUUUGCUUCUUUUCCUUUUUAGGUUAAGGGUGAUGAAGAAGAGGAGGGCUAUUUGGAAAUAAAAGAAACCAAAAGUAAAGGGAAAAGGUACAUUUGUAUUUGUUUGACUGAGAUGUACAGUUUGUGUAAAGCCUAGCAGGCCCUGAAGAAUUAAAGGACCACUCUAGGCACCCAGACCACUUCAGCUUAAUGAAGUGGUCUGGGUGCCAGGUCCAGCCAGGGUUAACCCAUUUUUUUAAUAAACAUAGCAGUUUCAGAGAAACUGCUAUGUUUAUGAAUGGGUUAAGCCUUCCCCCUAUUCCCUCUAGUGGCUGUCUCAUUGACAGCCGCUAGAGGCGCUUGCGUGCUUCUCACUGUGAUUUUUCACAGUGAGAGCACGCCAGCGUCCAUAGGAAAGCAUUGUAAAUGCUUUCCUAUGCGACCGGCUGAAUGCACGCGCAGCUCUUGCCGCGCGUGCGCAUUCAGCCGACGGGGCGGAUCGGAGGAGGAGAGCUCUCCGCCCAGCGCUGGAAAAAGGUAAGUUUUAACCCCUUUCCUCCUUCCAGAGCCAGGCGGGUGGGGGCACCCUCGGGGCACUAUAGUGCCAGGAAAACGAGUAUGUUUUCCUGGGACUAUAGUGGUCCUUUAAAGGAAUUCACACAUUAGGUCUGUCGUGUGUUGUUGUGGGUUUUUUUUAAUUUUUUUUUUUUUUUUAUUCUUUUUAUUUUUAUUUUUGCUCAACAUACAUAGCAAGCAAGCAUCAACGGUUGGGCUUACACAGAAGCCAAAUUAUGGGUAAUUUCUUAACAAUUACAUGCAGUUCAAUCAUUACAGUAUGUGCCCAUGUUUAACGGAACCAUGAGGGCUUGCUCUCCAUGAAGGAUUUUAAUAUACAUAAUGUAAUUCCUCAAUACAUUAUAUUGGUUUGACAGGAAUACUUAGGUGUGCAUAAGAAGUGUCACUGACGCAGAGGCAAACUUUGGCCUAACGAUCAGCUGUAUAACAUGUUUCAUAUGUCAUGUGAAUCUUGUGACGUUUUUGAAUAUCUGUAAUGUCAGUAUCCAAUCGAAAGUUUGAUAUUUUCAGGUCUUUAGAUAUAGUUAUGGGAGUAAUAAUCUAAGGUCUGUAUUGUAUUUCUAGGUCUCCCAUUUCUUUCGUUACAUUGACCAUGCCUGAGGAGGUUGGUAUGCUGAGUAUUUGUUAAAGGACCACUCUAGGCACCCAGACCACUUCAGCUUAAUGAAGUGGUCUGGGUGCCAGGUCCUUCUAGGGUUAACCCAUUUUUUCAUAAUUAUAGCAGUUUCAGAGAAACUGCUAUAAUUAUGAAUGUAUCAAAUGCAAAAGAAUAAUAAGCGCUCUCUUCUCAGGGGUGAGCAGCAGUUCACCAACAAGGUGUUCCUCUACCUUGUGAUAAAUAGACAGAUAAAAUAGAAAGGUGAACAGCGCUAAAAAUCAGAAAAUGUACAUACGUUUUGUAGAAAUACUGGCCAGCAGAGUAACUUAAAAAGAGAGAGAAACAAAAAUACAAAUAAUGGUACAGUAUGUAUGAACGAUAUAAUUCCACAAGAACAAAGGUGUUAUAUUCACACUCACACUUUGAGGAGCUAUAUCAGCUCGGUGUUAAGAGCCUGGACGGAAUAAUCCCCGUCUAUGGAUUUCUUGAGGUUCAAGACCGUUGGUGAAUUUAUAGGUGUAAAUAUUCGUUACAUGAAAAACAAGAGUAAAAUACACCACAUGGUAUAGUACGUAAAUAUAAAAUAUUGUGAAAAAAAAAGUGGAUGAUCCUACUUACAUAUACUAGAGCAACGACCUGCUCUAGUUUGGAGAAUUUCAGGUGGAAUAAUCCCCACCUUGGGAUAUAGUGGACCCAGGUAUAGCAGCAAAGCAGUAUUGGAUAGGAAGGAGGACAAAAGGAAUGACUGGAUAGUUUAAAAAAUAUAUAUACUUUAAUACAAUAAGUAAAAAGUGAAUAAUAAACUAUAAAACCAGUCCUGUUUAAAAGUCCAAAAUUCUUCCUCACUUGACGCGUUUCGCCGAAGCUUUCUCAAAAGUGAAUGCUUGCUGCUUGGGGUCCUUGAGAUUAUAUACCUUCUCUGAUGAUGAAAAUCGAUUCUGCUGUGCAUAUUUCCUCAUUUCCUGUUUUCAGCAAGAUAGCAUAGACAGGAAGUUCUCCGGACACCAUCUUGGAUGUGGGCAAUUUGUGGGAAAGUUCAAAAAUAGGAAUCAAAGGUAUACAAUAACAUAAUAACAUAUUGAAUCAGAUAAAAACGUGAAUAAUUACAGAUGUGGCCACACAUAGAGUAUAUGAUAGUAGAAAUCAAUUCUACUAUGUGUAUUUCCUCAUUUCCUGUUUUCAGCAAGAUGGCAUAGACAGGAAGUUCUCCGGACGCCAUCUUGGAUAUGGGCAAUUUGUGGAAAGUUCAAAAAUAGGAAUCAAAAGUAUACAAUAACAUAAUAACAUAUUGAAUCAGCUAAUAACUUGAAUAAUUACAGAAAUGGAUACACAUAGAGCAUAUAAGUGACAUAAAAGAUAUAAUAAUUAAUUACUUGAUAGUGUCAUAAACGAAACUGUUCCGGCCGCCAUUUUAAAUAUGGGCUAGUGAUAGAAAUUGAGCUCAAAGAAUGCCAUAUCGAAAAAGAACAUACUUUAAAUGGAAAGGGGACAUGUAUAUACAGCUAGGGGAAAUAUAAAUAGUAUAAAAACACAGUAGUAUCUGCAUAAAAGGGUGUAAAAGAAAUUAUAAACACCCAUUAAAAAUGGGUUAUAGAACGAGUGAUAAAAAAUACAUUUUACAAAAUGAGUUAUAAAAAAUGAACCAAAUCGAAUUCUAUAUUAAGUCCAUUUGGGUGGAGGGUAUCUAAACGAUAGACCCACUCCAUUUCUAACUUGCCUAUGUUUCUGGUGGUGUCGCCCCCUCUCCAAUGUGGUUUAUAUUUAGCAAUACCCAAAAAUUUUAAUAGGCUGGGGUCUUUGUUGUGCUGUAAAAAGUGCGCAGAUACAGAGUGAUUUUUGUAGCCUUUUUCAAUAUUACGGCAGUGUUCACUAAUUCUUACUUUCAAUGGCCUUAUUGUUCUGCCGACGUAUUGUAGUCCACAUGGACACUCUAACAUGUAGAUUACGUUAUUACUAUUACACGUUAAAAUUUCAUUAAUAUUAAAGAGCUUUUUGUUUCUGUUAGACUUAAACUCUGAUGUGCAUUUUUCCAUUUUGUGUGUUUUUCUACAUGAUAUGCACGUAUUACAUCUAAAAAAACCUUUAUUGAUAGUUAAAAAAUUGUUUUUUUGUAUGUUUUGAUUUCUAGUGAAAUUAUUUGUAAGUUGUAAUUUUAGAUUAGGUGCACCUCUAUAUAUUAUAGUGGGUUUAUCUGGUAGGGCUUCACUUAGUAUUGGAUCCUCUUUAAGUAAAUGCCAAUUUUUGUUAAUAAUCUUUUUGAUAUGUUUGCUUUUAUUAUUAUAGUCGAAUAUCGAAGGAAGGGUGAAUCUGUUGGUUUGAGGGUCCUUAGGUGGUUUUUGGAGCAAUAGUGAUUCUCUCUGUGUCUCAUCUAUUGAUAUUAUAGUUUUGUCUAUUGUUUUGGGGUUGUAGCCUUUUUGUAUGAACUUUUGUUUCAUGUUAGUUGCUUGAGUGUGAAAUACUGAUGCUUCUGAGCAGUUUCUAAUGAAAUCCCUUAUUCAAGUAAAAAAUGAGAAACUAACCACCCUAGAUAAAAAAAUAAAUUCACUAAAAGAACAACUCACCCCCUUCAGUGACACACAGGAGUUUUUCGAUAUAUCACUGAAGAUUAAGAAAAACGUUGAAAGAAUAGAAAGUGACAUAAAAAAAUUCAAGAUAAGUAAAUAUAAUAGAGAUGUAUAUGAUUACACACACAAUCAAGUUAGGACCUAUAACACAAAGAAACGUUACAACAAUGGAAAUAAUACACACAUAAGAAAUCAUCACCAGCACGACAUGCACAAACCCACAUAUUCGCCUGUUAAAAGUAAUUUUCACAGACAGAGACUCCGAUCAUACCACGAACCUAUGCACUUUAAUCAUUACAAAGCUAAAAAGCACUCCCCUAUACACCAAUACACAAGAUCCCCCAGAACCUUUGACACAUAUGCUAAUAAAGCAAGAGUUGACAAUAUACCAAAACAAGGCAAAUUUCAAAAAGAAAAAAUCUACACAAAAACCAUAACCAACAAAACUGAAAGUAAACGAUACAGAUCAAAAUCAAGGGAAAAAUCACCCCAAAUAGUAAGACCAAAAACUCAUAGAUAUGCUUACAGACCAACAUCCCCAAAGAGAAAAACUGACAAAGAGAACUACAGAUGGGAAAAAGUCAAUACUAAAACAUAUAAAAAAACCGAGAGAAGCCGCUCUAGAUCGCCCACUGACGUAUUAAGAAAUAAUAGGUACCAUACUUUAUCUUUUUCCGAACACCUAGACGAGACGUCUUUUUUAGAGAUCCCCAUAAAUCAAGAAUUACGUACGAACCAUCUUCCCUUCACUCCCAUCAUAGGCCAGAAAAGAUCCCUAGAGGAAGAAGAGCAGGAAGAAAACAUGACCGCAAUAAAAAAAGUCAGAUCAGACCGAUUUUAAAUACAGAUGAAAAAACAAGCGAUCAUGGCAUCUUCAACUUGUCUAAUAAAGUACUAACCAGCAUACAAAUAAAUGUUUUAAAAAAGGGACUUAAAUACGCACCAACUAAAACUUUUAAUAGUUUUCAGGCUUUUAUUGAUGUAAAUAAAUUUAUAAGAAAUGCGACUUUGAAAAGAUUUUAUGCAUCUAAAAACUUAGAAGAAAAUAAAAUUAUAACUGAAAUUGAUUCAAAUACAAAUGUUUAUAAAAAUAGCCUUUUAAAAAAAAGAUCAACUUUUUAUCCAUCCUAUUACAAAUCUGGGGCAUUGGAAAUUUUUGAAAAGAAGGUAAAUAGAGAACUUGGUAAACUAGAAAUUAACCAUAAAUAUGAUAAAUUCAAUUUAAAUAAAAAAGAAAGGGAAGCCAUCAAACUUUUAAAAGAAGAUGAAUCCAUUGUAAUAAAACCGGCUGACAAGGGGGGUGGACUAGUUAUUCUAUCAAAGGAGAUGUAUGAGACUGAAGCCUAUAAACAACUUAAUGACCCACAAACGUACACUAAAUUAAAAAAAGAUCCCACAAGUGAUAUUAGGAUUUUACUAACAAAUUUUCUAAGAGAGGGUAAAGAGAAGGGGAUUUUGACCUUAAAAGAAUUUGAUUAUAUUAAUACACUAUACCCUAAGAUCCCUGUAAUAUAUUUUCUACCUAAGAUCCACAAAGACCCCACCAACCCACCCGGAAGGCCUAUCGUCUCCGGCAUAGAUUCAAUUCUGGCAAAUCUUUCAGAAUAUAUUGAUAUUAUGCUCCAGCCAUAUGUGAAAUUAAGCAAAUCCUAUUUAAAAGACACCAUAGAUCUCCUUAACACACUAAAUAAUAUCACCUGGAAAGAAAAUUACAUCCUCAUUACUAGUGAUGUAAAAUCACUAUAUACAAUCAUCCCACAUGAAAAAAGGAUCUCAGCGGUUAAAUCAAUUUUAGAAAAAUAUAAAGAUAUGGAUUCUGCUCAAAUUGAAUUUAUUUUAAAGGGAAUUGAUCUUAUUUUACACCACAACUAUUUUUGGUUCGCAGAUGCUUUUUACCUUCAGAUAACAGGGACAGCCAUGGGGACCAGGUUUGCGCCCAGCUAUGCCAACCUAUUCAUGACGGAAUGGGAAAACAGAUGGAUAUGGGAGGGGCAUAGCUGGUGCGCGAACCUGGUCUCAUAUCAUCGCUAUAUCGAUGAUCUCCUCUUUAUAUGGGAAGGACCCAUGUCUUCAGCGGAAUCCUUCAUUAAUUACUUAAACCAGAAUAAUGAAGGUAUAAUUUUAACUUCCGUUUUUAGUAAUCAUACAGUAACCUUUUUAGAUUUAGAACUCUAUGUUAAAGAGAACACACUUUGCACUAAAACACAUUUUAAGGAAGUACAUACUAAUACCUUUAUCAGCUAUGAUAGCUGCCACAACCCCAUAUGGCUCAAUGGAAUACCCAAAAGCCAAUUCCUCAGACUGAAAAGAAACUGCUCAGAAGCAUCAGUAUUUCACACUCAAGCAACUAACAUGAAACAAAAGUUCAUACAAAAAGGCUACAACCCCAAAACAAUAGACAAAACUAUAAUAUCAAUAGAUGAGACACAGAGAGAAUCACUAUUGCUCCAAAAACCACCUAAGGACCCUCAAACCAACAGAUUCACCCUUCCUUUGAUAUUCGACUAUAAUAAUAAAAGCAAACAUAUCAAAAAGAUUAUUAACAAAAAUUGGCAUUUACUUAAAGAGGAUCCAAUACUAAGUGAAGCCCUACCAGAUAAACCCACUAUAAUAUAUAGAGGUGCACCUAAUCUAAAAUUACAACUUACAAAUAAUUUCACUAGAAAUCAAAACAUACAAAAAAACAAUUUUUUAACUAUCAAUAAAGGUUUUUUUAGAUGUAAUACGUGCAUAUCAUGUAGAAAAACACACAAAAUGGAAAAAUGCACAUCAGAGUUUAAGUCUAACAGAAACAAAAAGCUCUUUAAUAUUAAUGAAAUUUUAACGUGUAAUAGUAAUAACGUAAUCUACAUGUUAGAGUGUCCAUGUGGACUACAAUACGUCGGCAGAACAAUAAGGCCAUUGAAAGUAAGAAUUAGUGAACACUGCCGUAAUAUUGAAAAAGGCUACAAAAAUCACUCUGUAUCUGCGCACUUUUUACAGCACAACAAAGACCCCAGCCUAUUAAAAUUUUUGGGUAUUGCUAAAUAUAAACCACAUUGGAGAGGGGGCGACACCACCAGAAACAUAGGCAAGUUAGAAAUGGAGUGGGUCUAUCGUUUAGAUACCCUCCACCCAAAUGGACUUAAUAUAGAAUUCGAUUUGGUUCAUUUUUUAUAACUCAUUUUGUAAAAUGUAUUUUUUAUCACUCGUUCUAUAACCCAUUUUUAAUGGGUGUUUAUAAUUUCUUUUACACCCUUUUAUGCAGAUACUACUGUGUUUUUAUACUAUUUAUAUUUCCCCUAGCUGUAUAUACAUGUCCCCUUUCCAUUUAAAGUAUGUUCUUUUUCGAUAUGGCAUUCUUUGAGCUCAAUUUCUAUCACUAGCCCAUAUUUAAAAUGGCGGCCGGAACAGUUUAGUUUAUGACACUAUCAAGUAAUUAAUUAUUAUAUCUUUUAUGUCACUUAUAUGCUCUAUGUGUAUCCAUUUCUGUAAUUAUUCAAGUUAUUAGCUGAUUCAAUAUGUUAUUAUGUUAUUGUAUACUUUUGAUUCCUAUUUUUGAACUUUCCACAAAUUGCCCAUAUCCAAGAUGGCGUCCGGAGAACUUCCUGUCUAUGCCAUCUUGCUGAAAACAGGAAAUGAGGAAAUACACAUAGUAGAAUUGAUUUCUACUAUCAUAUACUCUAUGUGUGGCCACAUCUGUAAUUAUUCACGUUUUUAUCUGAUUCAAUAUGUUAUUAUGUUAUUGUAUACCUUUGAUUCCUAUUUUUGAACUUUCCCACAAAUUGCCCACAUCCAAGAUGGUGUCCGGAGAACUUCCUGUCUAUGCUAUCUUGCUGAAAACAGGAAAUGAGGAAAUAUGCACAGCAGAAUCGAUUUUCAUCAUCAGAGAAGGUAUAUAAUCUCAAGGACCCCAAGCAGCAAGCAUUCACUUUUGAGAAAGCUUCGGCGAAACGCGUCAAGUGAGGAAGAAUUUGGGACUUUUAAACAGGACUGGUUUUAUAGUUUAUUAUUCACUUUUUACUUAUUGUAUUAAAGUAUAUAUAUUUUUUAAACUAUCCACUCAUUCCUUUUGUCCUCCUUCCUAUCCAAUACUGCUUUGCUGCUAUACCUGGGUCCACUAUAUCCCAAGGUGGGGAUUAUUCCACCUGAAAUUCUCCAAACUAGAGCAGGUCGUUGCUCUAGUAUAUGUAAGUAGGAUCAUCCACUUUUUUUCACAAUAUUUUAUAUUUACGUACUAUACCAUGUGGUGUAUUUUACUCUUGUUUUUCAUGUAACGAAUAUUUACACCUAUAAAUUCACCAACGGUCUUGAACCUCAAGAAAUCCAUAGACGGGGAUUAUUCCGUCCAGGCUCUUAACACCGAGCUGAUAUAGCUCCUCAAAGUGUGAGUGUGAAUAUAACACCUUUGUUCUUGUGGAAUUAUAUCGUUCAUACAUACUGUACCAUUAUUUGUAUUUUUGUUUCUCUUUUUUUUAAGUUACUCUGCUGGCCAGUAUUUCUACAAAACGUAUGUACAUUUUCUGAUUUUUAGCGCUGUUCACCUUUCUAUUUUAUCUAUAAUUAUGAAUGGGUUAAGCCUUCCCCCAAAGCCUCUAGUGGCUGUCUCAUUGACAGCCACUAGAGGUGCUUGCGUGCUUCUCACUGUGAUUUUCACAGUGAGAGCACGCAGCGUCCAUAGGAAAGCAUUGUAAAUGCUUUCCUAUGCGACAGGCUGAAUGCGCGCGCAGCUCUUGCUGCGCGUGCGCAUUCAGCCGGCGGGGCGAACGGAGGCGGAGGAGGAGGAGAGCUCUCCGCCCAGCGCUGGAAAAAGGUAAGUUAUUACCCCUUUCCCCCUUCCAGAGCCGGGCGGGAGGGGGUCCCUGAGGGUGGGGGCACCCUCAGGGCGCUAUAGUGCCAGGAAAACGAGUAUGUUUUCCUGGCACUAUAGUGGUCCUUUAAAUAAAGAAUGGAAUUUUCCCGUUGAGGUACGGGAAGUGAAAGAAUAAGGGAUUAGAGAAAGAGAGAGAGACUGAGAAGAUAGUACAAAGUAAAGAAAAGUAAUAUGGUGGGUGCAGCAUCCUGGAAGCGGUGAGGAAAGAAUGUUAGGGGGUGAGAUCUGGGGGGGGGGACAGGAGGCACUUCCAGAACCCCCCAUGCCACGUGUGUUGAAUGGGUCCUCCGGUCGGAGGAGAACUCCGCUACUAGGUCACCUUUACACUAGGUCACCUUUACUUCUUCCUGUCGGUCUUAUCUGUCCUCUCUAGAGCUAUUAUCCCACGGCUCCCAAAGUUUUAGAAACGUUUCUGUCGAUCCCUUUACUCUUGCUGUCAGGUCGUCCAUAAUCCUACAUUCGCGGAUCCUGAAUAUCACUCUCGGGAACUCAGGUCCGUCUGGUGAAAGCCACCCAGUCGCUAUUGUUCGUCUCGCGCUUAGAGUUAUUUUAUGGACUAGUUUCUGCUCUCUCUUGGUCCAUCCGUCUACAGACCUGUUUAAUAGGUAUACCCAUGGAUCUCUGGUCAGGAGCUUGUUAAAUAUUUGUUUCAGUAGGUCUUCUGUCGCUUUCCAAAAUCUAAGAAGUUUUGGGCAUUUCCACCACAUGUGAAGGUACGUACCUCGGGCUCCACAUCCCCUCCAGCAGUCAUCCGUAUCCAUUUUGUGCAUUUUAUAUAGUUUUACGGGGGUUGUGUACCAUCUAAACAUGGUUUUCCACAUCUGUUCCUGUAGUGUGACACAUAUAGAAGCGUUUUUAUUUGCUUCCCAUAUUUCUUGCCAUUCUAUGCCUUCUAGCUCUUCUCCUAGUUCUGUCUCCCAUUGGUCGGUAUAAGUUAGUCGCCCCCAUUCUUUGGUUUCUGUGCUAAGGUGGGCGUACAUCAGGGUUAUCAUGCCCUUGGGGGUCCUCUCGUGUAGGCAUAGUUUCUCGUAGAACGUCAUGUUUCCCUGAGCUGCAGCCUUUAUGUGUGGUUUCCUAGCGAAGUCCUGGAUCUGUAUAUAUCUAAAGAAGUCUGUGGGGGUUAGGUGGUUAUCUUGUUGAAGGUCCGCGAAUUGGAUUAAGUUCCCAUUAUGGUAUAGUUGAUGGAUCCGUUGUAGUCCCGUUCUCUCCAAGUUUCGAAAAUCUCUGGGAGCCAUACCAGGCUGGAACUCCCUAUUUCUGAGAAUUGGAGUCAGGGGGGAGGCCGCCAGUCCAUACUUGGUUUUGUUUGUGUCCCAUAUUUGGAGCGAAUUAAGUAUGGACGGGCAAGUCACCCAUAUCAAGGGUCUAUAAUCUUUCGGGAUCCACAUAGUGAACUGGGGGACAUCCCAGCCCACCAUCAUGGAUUCUAUCUCGACCCAUCUCCUCUGUUCCGGUGGGGAAUGCGACAUAGCUACCUGUGUUAGUUGGGCUGCAAGGUAAUAAAAGUAUAGGUUUGGUAGGCCCAGCCCCCCUCUUUCUUUUCAUCUAUAGAGAAUCUGUCUUGAUAUCCUGUGCCUCUUGUUCUGCCAAAUUAAGUCACCUAUUGACCGUUGUAGCGGAUUCAGUUGUGCUUUAGUGACGCAGACAGGGAGAGCCUGGAAUAAGAAUAAAAUCCUUGGGAGGACGUUCAUUUUAACAGAGUUAAUUCGUCCUAUCCAGGAGAUGGGCUUAUCUAUCCACCUUUCUAAGUCUCCCAUCAACUUCCUGAUUAAGGGACCAUAGUUUGCGGAGUGGAGGGGUUCGUAAUGGUCAAAAGAAUGUCGUCCGCGUACGCUGAGACUGUAAACUUUCUGUCUCCUACCCGUACUUCUCCAAUAUCUGGAUGUUGUCUGAUCGCUUGCAUCAAGGGCUCCAGUGCUAGUACAAACAGGAGUGGGGAAAGUGGGCACCCCUGCCUAGUGCCAUUAUAGAGUCGGAAUGGUUUCAUCGGGGCACCUGUGAUCUGUAUCUGUGCUCUCACUUCAUGGUACAUUGCUUUCGUAGUAGUUAUAAAUUCUUCCGGGAAUCCCAAGUGGUUCAGCACCGAGAAGAGGAAUUGCCAUCUCACCCUAUCAAAGGCCUUCUCCGCAUCUAUGGAGACCACUAAGGUGGGGACUUCAGAGGUCACUUGUUUCCAGAUUAGAUCGAUGUUCCUUCUGGUAUUCUCGAACAAUUGUCUGCCCUGAAUAAAGCCUAUUUGGUCGGCAUGUAUGAGUGAGUUUAGUAGUGGGUUCAAUCUGUCAGCUUGUAUUUUUGCCAGUAUUUUCAGAUCUUGGUUAAUCAGCGAUAUGGGCCUGUAGUUUUCUGGUUGGAGCGUGUCUUUGUCGGGUUUGGGUAUCAAUACAAUGGUAGCUAGGGUCAUGUCUGGAGUGAGGAGUCCCCCCCUGUUUCAUGUAGUCAAAAAGUUUCAUCAGUUGGGGUGUAAGCUCUUCCUUGAAGGUCUUGUAAUACGUACCAUUGAACCCAUCAGGUCCUGGAGCCUUGUUACCUUUCAAGUUUGAUAUGGCUCUAUAUACUUCUUGCUCUGUAAUUUCAGCUGUCAGGCUAUUUACUGCCUCUCUCCCAAGUUUGGUCAACCCAAGGUCAUUCAGGUAGCUGUUAAUAUGUUCUUCUACAUAUCCGUCAGGAGUGUUUGCGUCUGGUGUGUGGUUGUAUAGUCUUUUUUUGUAAAAGUCCUCAAAGACUUUUGCUAUCUCAUCUGGCCUUGAUUUUUGUCGUUCCAUCCGGAUGUUUGAUGGCCGUGAUGUGGAAUCGUUCUUGUCUAGGUCGCAAUGUUCGGCUAGGAGUGAAUCCAUUUUAUUGGACUUCUCGUAGAAAGUCCGUUUCGACCAGAUCAUGGAUUGAGCGGUAUCAUCUAGCAGUAGCGUUAGAAUGUUUCUCCGUACCGCUUCCAAUUUCUUAUAGGUCUCAUUGUCGGGUGUCGCUUGAUGCUUCUGUUCAAGGUUCCCUAAUUGACUCAUCAGGGUGUCCAGUUGUAUAUGUUUCAUUUUCUUCUUUCUAGUGGCUAGUUUUAUAAGGGUCCCUCUUAUUACCGCCUUGUGGGCUGCCCAUAUUGACCCCGCGCUGACAUCUGGGGUGUUGUUUGUGGUAAAAUAUUCCACUAUUUCAGUCCGUAUCUGUUUUUAGCUCCGGGUCCUGUAGUAGCGAUGUGUUUAAUCUCCACGUCCAUGGCGAAACCACACACAAAUUGCCCAAUGUAAUGGACACAUCUGCAUGGUCCGACCAUGAUAUAUUGCCAAUCUUAGAGCCUAUAAUCCUGGGCAUGCCUGUCGCGUUAGUUAGGAAGAGAUCUAUUCUGGAAUACGUACCAUGAGGUGUUGAAUAGAAGGAGUAGUCCCUGUCUCCUGGGUGAUGCGCUCGCCAUACAUCCGUUAGGCCCGUGUCUAGAUGAAUUUUUUAAACAGUCGAUCUUGUCCACCUCUUCCUUGGGAUCUCGGUAUUCCGUCUCUAGUGCUCCUGUCCGCUGCCGGGCAUGGGGUAGCGUUGAAAUCCCCUCCCAUAUAGACCAUGCCACGUGGAAGUGAUGAGACCUUCUCCCGGAGGGUGGUCCAGAACGAGGGGUCUGGUUGGUUCGGGGCAUACACGUUAAUCAGGUGUAUGGUAUGUGAGUAUAAGAUGCCCGAUACGAUAAUGUAUCAGCCUUCUGGGUCUGUUUCCUGGGUUGUCUUCCGAAAUGGGCAGCUGUUUCUGAUUAGAAUAGCCACUCUGUUGCGUUUACAUUGUGAUCUUGCUUCAUACGAUCCCCGGAAGGUAUGGUCUUUUAGGUUUACUUUGGCUUGUUUUGAUAGGUGGGUUUCCUGGAUAUAUGCAAUGUCCGUCUUUAGUCUCUUAAAUUUUUUUAAACAUAAGGCGGCGCUUUGUGUGUGGGUUUUUUUUUUUUAAAUUUUACUUUCUUGCUUGCUCAGCAUCUUUACAUUAAUACUAUUCCUCCUAACUUACUACCACAUACAGUUAAAGAUUCACUAAAUGCUUGUGUCAAUUCCCCUUGUUUUAUUGAGAAAUGAGCAGUAACACCACAGAUGCAUGAUAUUUACACUAAAGCUGCUACAUUAAGCUAAAGUUGUUUUGGUGACUACAGUGUGCCUUUAAAUAUCUGCAAGGACAUAGGUACCUGGUGAUUUCAUUGUUUCCAUCCAAAAACUUGUUGCAUGGGUUCACAGGAUAUUUAGUUCAGCACUUUAUGGGAAGCUGUACGAUGUGUGUCAGACCUGCAUGCUAAGUAACAUGAACGAACAGGUGGGUUUAUUUACUUGUUGGAAAAGCUACAUUCAUAUUUUGGGCUUAUAAAGACAAUAUAUUUCUCAUCUCGUCGCCUAAUAAUCAAUAUUUGAUUUCAUAGUAUUUUUGAUGUGACACAGUAGCGUGUCAGAAAUAGAGUGAAAGGCUUUUUUGCUGCUAUAGCAGGAAAAAACACAUGUUUGCAAAAAGUGGGGAAUGGUUACUCCUAGUAUUUUACAUAUAAUCCUAUGACUAUAAACAGGAACUGUCACUUUGAAUAUUUCAAACUGUAAAAGCAAACUGCUGGCAGGAAUUUAAUUUUUGCCUAGUUAGUGAUUCAAGAUCUCCACAGUGAGAGGGAUGUUUUAAAUUGGAUGUCCUGUUAAUUUUAUUGUUAGCUAUGUAGUGAUAUGUUGGCCUUCUUUUUUUUUAAUUUAUUUUUUAGUGGAAAGCAGUUCACAGUGAAAUUAGGAUCAUCUCUUUCCCCGGGAGCCAAAACUAAAGUGUCAAUCGAGACUGUCUUCACACAUGUUCUUCAGCCAUACCCAACGCAGAUCACACAGGCAGAGAAACAAUUUGUGGUGUUUGAAGGGAACCAUUACUUCUACUCUCCUUAUUUGACAAAGUCCCAAACAACACGUGUCAAACUUGCUUCCAGGAACGUUGAAAGCUACACAAAGCUGGGCAAUCCAUCUCGGUCUGAGGACAUCAUUGAAUAUGGUCCGUUCAAAGAUAUUGCACCAUGGAGUGAGGUGAAUAAGUUUAUAAAUUGUUAACCAGGGCAGUUUUGCCACAUUUUAGUAAAACAAAAAAUUCUGCUUUUAAAACAUGUUUGUACCAAUCCUGUGGGUGCACAUGCAUCUGUGCAGAAUUUUAACACGUCUAAUAUGCAAUGCUAAGCAUUGUGGGUUGUGAACUUGUGAGUCAGUAGCCGCUCUUCACACAUCCACUGCAGGGGCCAGAUCCAGGAUGGGCUAAUCUCUCGUGUGCAUUGUUAGUAAUUCAAAACUGUCAAAAUGUAAAGAUUAAAAUAUUAUACAUGUGAAGCUGGCCUUGUCUUGUGCACAUUAAGGUGGCUUUAGAAGCUGAAAUAUGAUUGUCUCUUAUAUAUUAGAACAACAUUCUGUCUUUUAUACUAUGCAUUUAAAAUAUUUUUUCCUUACAGGAUCCCUUAAAGGUCCACUACGAAAACAACAGUCCCUUCCUAACAAUCACCGGCAUGACUCGGUUGAUUGAGGUUUCUCACUGGGGUAACAUUGCAGUGGAAGAGACUGUGGACCUCAAACAUACUGGGGCUGAUCUGAAAGGACCUUUUUCAAGAUAUGAUUACCAGAGGCAGCCUGACAGUGGAAUCUCGUCAGUCAAAUCAUUUAAGGUUGGUAAAAUACAUUAGUUCAAAUGUCUGUGCAUUAAUAGAUGUGGAAGAAUGUAAUGAAGUCUUAUAUUUGCAGAAAGAAGUAUGAGUUAACUAACACUUUGUUGUAAGUACCAUCUAACCAUGGAGAGAGACGACGAAGAUUCAUACAGUACCGAGAAAUUACACAAUUAAAACACGUUUUCUUUGGGGGUAUAUAAAAAAAACAAAAAAAACAAAAAAAAAAUGGCUUGCAUAAGCUGCAGAUCUGCUAUCUGCAGCCUUUACAAUUCCUCUUGUUUAUCAACAAGACACACUGAAAGUUCAUUUGAAAGCCUCUGUGCUGGAGCCAUGCGUGUGUUCACAGCUAUCCAGUGCUUCUCAGCAAGCUGUAGUACUGUUAAUUAAGAAAGGGGAUGCAGUCAUGCUGGAUCCCAGUGCUCCUGCUACUUCUGUUAGUUCUUUGGAGAAAAGGAAGAAAAACUCUUUGGCUGCAUGAGUGACAGCUGGGGGAAGUGCUUUUUAUUGAAAUCUGCACUAUUAUUUACUGUUAGAAAAACAGACUCCAGUCGCAUAAAGUACUUCAACUUUGAUUACUUAUUUAAAGCUGGUGUGUUUUGUUUCCCUUAAGGGACAAUAUAGGCACCCAGACCACUUCAGCUCAUUGAAGUGGUAUGGGUGCAGUGUCCCAGGCCCCUUAACCCUGCAGUUGUAAUUAUUGCAGUUAUUGAUUAACCAGAUAAUCUGACGGACAGCCACUAGAGGGACUUCUGGGUGGUCAGAUGACUUUUGGUCGCCUGACGCUGGACGUUCUCACUCUCUGCUUGAGGACAUCCAGCAUCACCCAAAACCCAUGGGAAAGCAAUAUACAAUGUUUUUAACCCGUUCUGCAUCACGGAAGACCCUUUAGAAAGCUAUAGUGCUAGGAAAACAACUUCGUUUUCCUAACACCAUAGUUUAGCUGUGAGAGGAGCUAAUAUAUAGGGAAAGUUCCCUCUCCCUCUCACUCUCAAAAUGUAACAAACUGUACUUUGCUUUUAAAAAAAAUUUUAUUCUAGACUAUUCUCCCAGCGGCUGCCCAAGAUGUUUACUACAGGGACGAAAUUGGAAACAUUUCUACCAGCCAUUUACUGGUUCUCGAUGAUUCAGUGGAGAUGGAAAUCAGACCCAGAUUCCCACUUUUUGGAGGAUGGAAGACUCAUUAUCUCAUUGGAUAUAACCUUCCAAGCUAUGAGUACCUUUACAAUCUUGGUAAAUGGCAGCAUCCUUUGAAAUGGCUUUUGUUCUGCAGCAUUUUAUACCUUGGUUAUCAAUUAUUUUAUUGCAGAACUGAUGUACAUUCCAUAAUUUCCUUUAAGUAGAGUUCAAAUUAUCUUGCUAGAACUGUGUGCAAACAUUAAUAAUGUGUACAUUUUGCACCAAGCAUUUCAUAUGAGCAGCAUUUAUAAUUUGACAUGCAGAUUGUGAGCUGGAUUUAUUUGUUCAAUUUAUAAACUUUACAAUUAAUUUUCCUAAAUGUAUACCAACAGUGGGGGGGGUUUAUGUAUAAAAUGUUAAUGCUCGCUUUCAAGUGCUCCAUUUUAAAAAAAAUUAUGCCCUUUAAGUAUUAACAUUUAUAAUUAACACUCCACAUUUGUCCUGAAAUUUAUUUUUUUAUAUGAAGUGUAAAGACUCCUUCAUGACUUCAAUGCUGCACCACAGGCAUGUGCUGGUAUGAAACACUAUUUUUAUGAGCGUAAUAAAAAUGUACUUUCUUUACAGGUGAUCAGUACGCCUUGAAGAUAAGGUUUAUUGAUCAUGUAUUUGAUGAACAAGUUGUGGAUGCACUAACUGUUAAAAUAAUCCUGCCAGAAGGAGCCAAGUAAGUUUUUUUUAAUUAAAACUCCAAUUUUUAUUUUUUCUCUCUCAAUAGAAUAGUGGGUGCAUUGUUCUUACCAGUAUUGUAUAAUGGUUUACAACAAAUUGACCUUUUAACUUUUAUUUUUUUAUUUUAUUUUAUUUUUUUAAAUGUGAGGGUGGGGGGGAGACUCCUCAUUACACUUGGUAUUUGAAGUGAUUCUUCAGCCACAUACAUACACGUUAGGUCAGACAGUGUCUUAAGAUUGACAGUCUAUAGUCUUCCCUGCGGGGAAGACCAGAGAUUCUGUUUUCAAACACUGUCCGACCAAAGGGGGUUGUGUGUGUGUGUGUGUCUCUGUCUCUCUCUCUAUGUAUGUGUAUAUAUUCAUUUUUUUUUUUUUUUCAAAACCGAAUAGGUUUAUUAUGUUAAAGGCUUUAAUGUAUAAGUUUGUAUUUUAAUUUAAGUGAUGCAGCUUUAUUGAGAUUCAGUAACAUGCCAUGUUUGUUUUUGCUACUUACACCCUAGUGGUUUUGAUAGUCAGAAUAGUCCAGUUUUGUGUUUGAAUGUUGUUGGAGCUCAAUUUAAUGAUUUGAAUUACAGAAACAUCCAUGUUGACAACCCCUAUGACAUCAACCGUGCCCCUGAUGAACUGCAUUACACCUAUCUUGACACUUUUGGUCGCCCAGUGAUCGUUGCUCAUAAGAACAAUCUAGUCGAGCAGCACAUUCAGGAUAUUGUCGUGCAUUACACAUUCAACAAAAUCCUGAUGCUUCAGGAACCGCUACUGGUUGUGGGUGCCUUCUAUAUUCUGUUCUUCACAGUUAUUCUCUAUGUGAGGCUGGAUUUCUCCAUCACCAAGGUAUGUUCAAUCAUGGUAUAUUAGUUCUACUUUAGAGGGACUGAUCAGCCCUUUUUUUUUUUUUUUUUUUUUUUGGUUUUGCAGCCCAAGUGAAGUCAUCAGAUUCAUAAGUACAGCCUCUGGGAAUGCAUCCUGUGUAGUCUCAAGAUUUGGUUACUAUAGCAACUUAUAAAUGAUCGAGGAUUAUAAGUAGUAGCCCGAUACCACAAGCAAUUACCUAAGCAUUAUUGCCACACAUUAUAUAUAUUUUUUUUUUUUACAAGUAGCUAUAAGAUACGAUUACAAGUUGUCAGUUAAUGCACAAUUUAUUGCUUAAGCUCCCUCACAAGAGCAAUGGUUAUUCUGGAUAGGCUAUGCCUAACUAUUUGUAGCAGUCGAUACGGUCUUAGUGUUUGACCUGGGCAUCUAUCCAGAUGAGGUUCAGUUUGUCUACUAAUAUUGUCUAGAUGACUUUAUCUUUUAUAAAUGCUUCUAUUACAAAUAAUAAACACUAUUUGUAGAAUGGUUUUAUUACAAGUUUUUCAAUAAAAGUUACUUUUUAUAUAUAAUUGUAAAUACAUAACAGAUCCCACUGGUACUUCCUUCUCCGUCCCCCAGGGGGUUUUCCUCCAGGGAUCAUCUUAAUUUUCACACAAUUGUGAGGGUUACCCCCCUAGGUUGUCUCUACACACACUCGCUAGUUCCCCUUGGGGGUACUAGCCCACUCUAUAAAUCAUUUCCCUGCAGUGUUACUGCUCAAUUCUCUGCCAUUUAGGAGUUGAAUCACUUUGUUUAUGCACCUUAGUCACACCUCUCUGCAUGUGACUUGCACAGCCUUCCUAAACACUUCCUGUAAAGAGUCAGCUAAUGUUUAUACUUCCUUUGCAAAUUAUAUUUAAUUUAAAAUGUAUUAGUCCACUGUUGAUAGCUUGCUAGACCUCACAGAAGCUUCCUGUGUAUGAUUAAUGUUCACUUUAGAGAGCAGGCAAUUAGAUGUAACAUUUAGAGUAGGUUACAUCUAAUUGAACGUGAAACAAAAAUUUUUUUUUUCUUUUCCUCAUGCACGGUGUGUGAGUCACAGCCAGGGCAGGUGUGGCUAGGGCUGCAUGGACAAACAAAAGGGAUUUAACUCCUAAAUUGCAGAGAAUUGACCAGUGAGACUGCAGGAUCAUGAUCUAUAUAUUAAAACUGCUUCAUUAAGCUAAACUUGUUUUGGUGAUUAGUUUCCCUUUAACGUCCUCAAAGGGAGACUCUCCAAACACCCCCGCCACUUCUUGCAUUGUUUAUGAUAUGUGGACCCCGCGUUUUGUAAUCUACAUUUCAGCAACAAUACCAAUUGCCUGAACUUUCUCCAAUUAUCAAACAUGAAGCAUGACUUUUUGCCCUUUUAAAAACUUGUACGACUUAUUCAUGCGGUUUAUCUGGAUACAUUUUCUUUCCCAUGUUCUAAUGAUAUAUUAUCUUUGUCUUCUGCUAUCUAUGUCUAUGUGUGUGUCAGUCAGUGUGACAAAUGCUUGGUUGUGGUGGACUCAUUCUGUCUAGGUGAUGUUAUAGCUAGGGAAGACUUCAAUUGUAGGUCUGAAAAUACUGUGAAAGAAUGCAAAGUGUUUUAGAUCUGAGCAGGUUUGUAGACUAUCCUCUGCGUAUAUCUGGCUGAAAUAGUCCUGCCCUAACCAAAGUUUGUAAUUAAAGGUAGAGAGCCCCAGAGAGAUGGAGGGAAGAUGUGUCACUAGGCUUAUUUAGCUGAAAAGGUAGAGACACAAAUAGUAAUACAGUAUAUACAAUAUGCUAGUGGUAAAUCAUACUUGCACAACUUUGAAGGACAUUAUCCUGUUUCCAGUAUAUUUUGUUUCUGAGGACUGGUGAGAACAGCGUUAGAUUGACAUCCUGAGGUACCAUUGGCUGACAUCAACUUUAUGGGGACUUAGCCUAUUAGUGGCUAAAAAGCUUAUUUGCACAAAUAGAUAUAUUUCUCUUUGUGUCCCUCAAUUUGUGAGUGUAUCUGUUAUUUUUUCUUUUUUUGUGUUAUUCAAUACUUUCACUAUGUAUUCUUUUUCUUAUGUUUCUAUUCCAUGCCAUAUUCUACUGUCUGAAUGGUAAAUCUAAAAUCACACUUGUGAUAGUGGCACCCUCACAUGUAUAAGUUUUUUUUUUUUUUUUUUUAACUAUACUAUUUUUCUCUCCCCCUCCCCCCUCCCAUAGGGUGAGUGCAGUAUAAAAGCAAUUAUAUGGCACAAAGGAAGAUUUACUGAGUGGUCUUUAGUCGUUUUGUAUAUGUACAAUUAUGCUAGGUCAUUGCCUUCUCAAAGCUUUUCAUGUGUUUUAGGAUCCUGCUGCUGAAGCUAGAAUGAAGGCUGCCUGCAUUACAGAACAGAUUCUGACCCUGGUCAACAAGCGACUUGGACUGUACCGCCAUUUUGAUGAAGCUGUCAAUAAAUACAAACAGACUCGAGAUAUCUCCACAGUGAACAGUGCCAAGAAAACGCUGGAGACGGAACACAAAAACCUAACAAACGAGAUUGCCUCUUUACAGUCCAAACUUAAGGCUGAAGGCUCUGACUUGUGUGAUAAAGUAAGACAUGUCUGUCGUAGCAUACCACAUCAUCUUGGCUGUAGUUCUUAUAGCCUGUUCUACUCUAGGAGAGUGAACAAUGUCAUCAAAUUACAUAUCACUAGAAAAUUCCUGUUGACAGAAUUUAAUGCAACAAACUUUGUUAAAUUAUCUUUAUUCUAUCAAAAGUUACAGCCAAAAAAAUAGGUUGGCAUUUUGCAGAUGUGCGCAAAAAGUACUUUCAGGAAAUAAAGUAUAACAUUGCUAGAAUAGCCAGUAAUAGCCCAGAUCUGAUUUCAAUAGGAAAUCUGUGAUUAAAGAAACCUGUGAAGCAGUCGAAAAAGCAUUUGAUUGAUGAACGAAUAUGCUAGAUAUAUUAAAUCGGAUCCCGUAUUAAGGCUGUAAUUGUGGCAAAAGGUUACAGAGUACAAGUGGUGGCUGGUGACACUUCAAGUUGGUGGGGCCCCAGACUAGACACAUGGAUUUGACGCUGUCCCUAAACAUUUUUAAUUAGGAAUAGGUCUGUUUUUUUUUUUUGUUUUUUUUUUAUAUUGUAAGAGAAACUGGUGGAUGGAGAUGGAGAUCCUCCAUACUCUGUACUGCCAGAAACUGGUAGACAUUAUGAAAUACACAUUACCAGGGUUUUCUGUGCAUAACUAAAAUAUAUAUUUUUUAAAGUUGAAUUACAUUCUCCAUUCAAUUAUCAUUUUAACAUACAAGUAUUUUUCUAAAUAAAAGAUUGUUCUAAGUCAUCAAACCUCAUAUAUACAAAUUUACAAAAUCUUUUCAAACUUUUGGCCACUAGUGUCUAUUAAAAAUGAAAUCACAUCAGAAACACAGGUGGAAGUGUUCAUUACAUGCAUAUAAAUAACACAUUUCCUUACCUUGUUCUUGUUCCAUAGGUAGCGGAGAUUCAGAAGCUGGACACUCAAGUUAAGGAAAUUGUGCUAAAAUCAUCUGUAGAAGCUGAACGUCUGGUUGCUGGAAAGCUGAAGAAAGACAGCUACAUAGAGAACGAAAAGCAGCAUGCAAACAGACGGCAAGAGCUGGUUAACAAAAUAGAUAACAUUCUCGAUGCCUUGUAACUGAAAACUUAAAGAGAAAAAAAAUACAAGAUUUGUCUGUGAGAUUAAGGCACAAAGAUGUUACACACAUUGAGCCAAAGCAAUGCUGUUUUUUUGUUUUUUUUUUUGUUUGGGGUUUUUGUGUGUUCACUUAUCUGGAGCCUCUACUGAUCUUUCUGCCACACCUAGUUGCCACACUUCUACAGAGGCUUUUCUGGGAUAGUAAAGUUAUUGCAUACAAGCAGAUUCACUGUUGGAAAGCAAAAUGCUCUUAAAUUCAAGUUAAAAGGGUGUCUAACGUUCUCCCAGAGAAUUCGAUUUUAUAAGGGUGUUUUUUUUGUGUUUUUUUUUUUUGUGUUUUUUUUAUUUUUUGUGUGUGCUCGGGAAGAAACGAUUACACAAGUCCUGAGGAGGGGAAAAUUGUCCCCUCCCCCUUUAAUGAUCCAAAAUACCCAUGUGGGUUCUGAAUGAUUUUAUUUUUUCCAAUAAGUGUAACCUUGCUCUUUGUAUAAAAAAAGGUUUUGUAAACAUUGUCUAAGGAAUUUGAAAUUUCAUCUACAUCUGUUUUGAUAAAGUUAUUACAUUUAUUUUUAUGCCUGUGCAUAAAACUGAAAUGAAAUGUUUAUGAAAUCCAUACAUUACUAAGUCCACUGUAAUGGUUUAGGUAUUUUUGUGACCAAAUUCAAAUAAACAAGGGAUUAUGGAUGACUUGUUUACUUUGUCCUUGUUUUGCUGACCUAUAGGUUAUAAUUUAAAUACAGGGCCAAGAUGAAAAUAAUUCAGCAGUAGUGUGUC
This is a messenger RNA of Pelobates cultripes (western spadefoot toad), 25370 nucleotides long. The record is from the annotation of a GenBank genome assembly. NCBI's taxonomy places the organism in Eukaryota, Metazoa, Chordata, Amphibia, Anura, Pelobatidae.